GUGUGUACAGCUGCUGUAAAUCGGGCGUGUGGGAACAGACGUGUGGCGAGGAAGUGUGAAACCUGCAGCAGUCCGGAGCGCACUCAGUGCAGGAGGAGGAAACAUGGAGAGACCUGAAAACCCUCCUCUGUAGGGUCGACCGAGCCUGAGGCCGGGCGGGGAAAACUUUUUACACCGCUGCUAAGCACCGAGACGGCGGAGGGCUUCCCCCGGUCCCUCCCUGCUGCUGGACGAUAUGUGGCUGAACCCGGAGGAAGCUCUGCUGAAAAACGCUCUGAAGCUGUGGGUGACCGAGAGGAGCAACGACUUCUUCCUCCUGCAGAGGAGGAGAGGCCAUGGGGAGCCCACAGGCAGGUUCACAGGUCUCCUGGUGGGGGCGCUGGACACAGUCCUGGACUCCAAUGCCAGGGUCACACCCUUCCGCAUCCUCCUCCAGGUUCCCGGCUCCCAGAUCAGCUGGGUGAUCGCCAGCGGAGCAGCCAUAGAAGAGGUGAACAAGCACUGGGAUUGGCUGGUCCACAACCUGCUUCACUCUCUGUCUGUGUUUGAGAACAAAGAGGAUGUGGCCAGCUUUGUCCGAGGAAAAGUCAAGGGUCUUAUAGCGGAGGAUGUUCGGGGUCGCCAGGCGGCACAAGAGAGGACCCUCAGAAGUUCAGGGAGGCUCUGCUGAAGUUCGAGCUGCACUUUGGCCUCCCUUCAUCAGAGAAGCUGGUGACGUACUACUCUGCUGCUGCUGGAAGGGCCGGGUGCCUCGACAGGGCUUCCUCUACCUCAGCAUCAACCACAUGGCCUUCUACUCCUUCCUGCUGGGGAAGGAAGGUCUGUACCCCAAAUCAAGUUUGUGAUUCCCUGGGCGGAGGUGACACGGUUGGAGCGGGUCUCCACCGGUCUGAUGACAGAGGCGAUCCGGGUCAACACUCGGCAGCGACAGAGGGAGUUCUCCAUGUUCCUGAACCUGGAGGAGACAUUCGGGGUCAUAGGUCAGCUGGCUGACAUUGCUCUCAGGCGGCUGCUGGACAGCGAAGGCCUGGAGCUGGACCGAGUCCUGCAGCAACCUGCACGCAUCACC
This is a messenger RNA of Notolabrus celidotus (New Zealand spotty), 1069 nucleotides long. Its product is annotated as TBC1 domain family member 8-like. NCBI's taxonomy places the organism in Eukaryota, Metazoa, Chordata, Actinopteri, Labriformes, Labridae. Bases 236 to 670 code for a protein of 144 amino acids. The record is from RefSeq and is a predicted model, not a curated record. The transcript has 5 exons.